Molecule: messenger RNA, 966 nt
Organism: Penicillium paradoxum
Lineage: Eukaryota; Fungi; Ascomycota; Eurotiomycetes; Eurotiales; Aspergillaceae
Product: translation initiation factor eIF2 subunit beta
Exons: 4
Coding region: 1-966 (321 amino acids)
Biological process (GO): formation of translation preinitiation complex; formation of cytoplasmic translation initiation complex; translational initiation
Cellular component (GO): eukaryotic translation initiation factor 2 complex
Molecular function (GO): mRNA binding; translation initiation factor binding; translation initiation factor activity
Source: RefSeq, a predicted model, not a curated record
AUGGCGGACGCUGAAAUCGAAACUAAGCAGCGCAAGUCGGUCGCAUUCAGCGAAGGAUCGGUCAUUAUGGAUACCAAUGGCCAAGUUACAGAUGCCCCCCGGCUGAGAAGCCCACAGGCGCUUUCGUCCCUCGGUCGUUUUCGCCUCAGCCCCACUAACGAUGUCUUGAAUAUACAGAGAAGGAAGUCGACGAGGUCACUGAGAUGUUCAAGGGUCUCUCAAAAAAGAAGAAGUCCUCCAAGAAGUCCAAGUCCACCGAAGCUGGCGAUGAGGAGGCCCCCCGCCGCCGAUGGCGAGUUCGAUCCCUCCAUGCUGAAGAAGAAGAAGAAGAGCAGCUCCAGCAAGACCAAGAAGUCCGACGCCACCGACUUCGAGGCCAAGCUCGCUGAGGCUGGUGUUGCUGAGGAGGCUGGUGAGGAUCAGCCCGAGGCAGUGCCCGAGGGCGACCUUGAGGCCGGCACCGGUAUCUGGGCACACGACGCCACACAGCCCAUCCCCUACUCGCUCCUUGUCUCCCGUUUCUUCUCUCUCAUUGAGAGCCACCACCCCGAUCUUCUGUCCAGCGGCGCCAAGUCCUACAAGAUUCCUCCUCCCCAGUGUCUGCGUGAAGGUAACCGUCGUACCAUUUUCGCCAACAUUGCCGAUAUUUGCAAGCGCAUGAAGCGAAGCGAGGAGCACUGCACUCAAUUCCUGUUCGCUGAGUUGGGUACAUCAGGCAGUGUCGACGGCAGUCGUCGCCUGGUCAUCAAGGGCCGUUUCCAACAGAAGGGUAUCGAGUCCGUUCUGCGUCGCUAUAUUGUCGAGUACGUCACAUGCAAGACCUGCCGCAGUCCCGAUACCGAGCUCAACAAGGGUGAGAACCGUCUCUACUUCGUCACUUGCAACUCCUGCGGUUCUCGUCGUUCCGUCGCUGCCAUCAAGACCGGUUUCCGUUCCCAGAUCGGCCGCAGAAAGCGUGUGGGUUAA